CUAUAAAGAAGCAUUUGACCUUGUAAAAUUCGUCCGCCAUGAAUGACCCUUUUCUUCUUUCAUCAAUCUUUCUCUUCACUUUUCUAACGAAACAACUUUAAACACCUUCAAUUACUCCCAUUCCCCCCCCCCCCCCUCCAUUUCCUCCGCUUAUCAAGCCUCUACAAGGCAGAAACUUCCCAAAGUCCAAAAACCCAAAAAAGCUCAGCCCUUUUCUCUUCGAUUUAUUUAUUUAUUCAUUUAUUUUUGAUCUGAUAAAGUUUAGCUUUUUUUCUUUGGUUGUGAUGGCGGAUAUAGUGAAACAAAUCUUGGCGAAGCCAAUUCAGUUAGCAGACCAAGUGACGAAAGCGGCGGAUGAAGCGAGUUCGUUUAAGCAAGAGUGUGCGGAGCUUAAGUCCAAGACGGAGAAACUCGUUGGCUUGCUCCGACAGGCGGCGCGUGCGAGUUCCGAUCUUUACGAGCGUCCCACGUGCCGCAUAAUUGAUGACACCGAACAAGUCCUCGAUAAAGCCUUGUCUUUGGUCCUGAAAUGCCGUGCCAAUGGCCUUAUGAAGCGCGUCUUUACAAUCAUCCCUGCUGCCGCGUUUCGCAAAAUGUCUUCUCAGCUCGAGAACUCAAUCGGCGAUGUUUCUUGGCUUCUCCGCGUAUCGGCUUCGGGUGACGAUCGCGACGAUGAGUAUUUAGGCCUUCCUCCGAUCGCUGCGAACGAGCCCAUUCUAUGCCUAAUAUGGGAACAAAUCGCGAUUCUUUACACCGGCUCACUCGAAAACCGGUCCGACGCCGCCGCUUCGCUCGUUUCGCUAGCCAGAGACAAUGACCGUUACGGGAAACUGAUUAUAGAAGAAGGAGGGGUUGGACCGUUAUUGAAAUUACUCAAAGAAGGGAAAAUGGAAGGUCAAGAAAACGCAGCCAAAGCAAUUGGACUUCUGGGUCGGGACCCGGAAAGCGUGGAGCACAUGAUCCACGCCGGCGUUUGCACGGUGUUUGCGAAAAUCCUCAAAGAAGGUCCUAUGAAAGUUCAAGCCGUGACGGCGUGGGCGGUGUCUGAGUUGGCGGCUAAUUACCCAAAAUGUCAAGAUUUAUUCGCCCAGCACAAUAUAAUCCGAUUACUCGUCAGCCAUUUAGCGUUCGAAACAAUUCAAGAACAUAGCAAGUAUGCGAUUGCUAGUCACAAGGCUACGUCGAUCCACGCGGUGGUUAUGGCCAGCAGUAAUAAUUCGACUGUGAAAGUCGCCGUUGACGAAGACCAUCAGAGUCAGAUUUCGCAUCCCAUGGGGAACCAAACCCCGAACCAGAUGCAUAAUGUGGUUACCAGUACUAUGGCAAUGAAUGGAGGGGUGAAAUUGCCACAAAAGCUGGGUAAUAAUCAUGUUAGGAGUAACAGUCAGGGUAAUGUCAAGCAAUUUCAUCAUAUUUAUUAUCAACCUCAGCAAAAUGGUUCGAUGUCAGGGGUGAAUAUGAAGGGAAGGGAAUUGGAAGAUCCUGCUACCAAGGCUUAUAUGAAGGCAAUGGCAGCUAGAGCUUUAUGGCAUCUUGCCAAGGGGAAUUCAUCUAUAUGUCGGAGUAUCACCGAGUCUAGAGCAUUGCUAUGUUUUGCAGUUUUGUUAGAAAAAGGAAGUGACGAUGUGCAGUUUAAUUCGGCUAUGGCAUUAAUGGAGAUUACAGCUGUGGCAGAGCGGGACACUGAUUUGAGAAGGUCUGCAUUUAAGCCAAAUUCUCAUGCUUGUAAGCUUGUCGUCGAUCAGUUAUUGAAGAUCAUCGAGAAGGCCGAUUCGGAGUUGCUGAUUCCUUGUAUCAAGGCUAUUGGUAAUUUGGCAAGGACGUUUAGAGCAACUGAAACAAGGAUGAUUGCCCCAUUGGUUAAACUUCUUGAUGAGAGGGAAGCUGAAGUUUCCAAGGAGGCUGCCAUUGCACUCACCAAGUUUGCUUGCACUGACAACUACCUCCACCUUGAUCACUCCAAGGCAAUCAUUACUGCUGGAGGUGCGAAGCAUUUGAUUCAACUAGUGUAUUUCGGAGAACAAAUCGUUCAACUCCGGGCAUUGGUUCUCCUAUGCUACAUUGCCCUCCAUGUACCGGAUAGCGAAGAACUGGCCCAAGCUGAGGUGCUUACGGUGCUCGAAUGGGCAUCCAAACAAUCCUACAUGACCCAGGAUGAAACAAUAGACACUCUUUUACAAGAGGCCAAAAGUAGACUGGAGCUGUAUCAGUCAAGAGGUUCAAGGGGAUUUCAUUGAUUCAAUCACCUUUUUCCAUUGGAAUCCCUUAAUAUCCAAUCAUUUUAAUGGAGUGUACAUACAGUUAUCAGUCUUCCAUAGGUGAUCAUAAGUAUUUUUCAGCCAUUUGCAGAGUUGCAUUGCUGGUUUUAAGACCAGGAAAGAGUUGGUUUUUUGUUUUGUUCCUCUCGGAGUUAUCUUACCCCUUGCGAAUCACAACUGUAUGUUGGUUUUUAAAUUAUAAAUUAAAUAAAUUUAUUCAUAUUUUCCAAAA
This is a messenger RNA of Gossypium raimondii (Peruvian cotton), 2490 nucleotides long. RefSeq lists its product as uncharacterized. Gene Ontology annotation, biological process: cell surface receptor signaling pathway. The transcript has a single exon. Lineage: Eukaryota; Viridiplantae; Streptophyta; Magnoliopsida; Malvales; Malvaceae. Gene Ontology annotation, molecular function: protein binding. The record is from RefSeq and is a predicted model, not a curated record. The coding region runs from base 285 to 2237 and encodes 650 amino acids.